GCCCAGGAUUGCAAAGGCAACGGACGUUUCGCUAUUUUCAUAGAUCGUGACGUCUACUGUGUAGCGUAUCUUCAUCAAAAGAAAUCCCAUAAAAACAGCAUGGCUGUUAAUGAUGUCUGGGAAAGAAUUCAAAACUUUUUUCUCUUCAAUGUUCUAUUGACGAAUUAAAAAGGAGGAGAAAUUCGUGAAACAUUCGUAAACAAGUGUAGGAGGAAGCGCAAACGGGUUCGCAAAUUGAGUACCGAACCCAUUUGCACAGCCGCUAAGUUUGCGAAUGAAUGUUUGAUGGCCCUUCACAUGCGCGCAAACAUUCGUACAAUGUACGAAUAUUUACGCGCAUGUGAGUGGCCGGCAUAAGACUAAGAACUCUAAUCACUCUGUGGACUUUGUGAGAAUUCUGUGUUCCAAAUCCAAAUAUUUAAAACCUUAAACUUCAAUCUCACUUGUUUUGAAUCGCAGCUGAGAAAUAUAUAUUGUCUCUACUCUUCCUGUUAGAAAAUAUAUAUCGUUCUCCCUUACCUCAACAAUUUUGAAUUAAUUUUGAGCAAUAAUUUCUGCAAAACCGAAAUAAUAAAGUUAAAAAUUUUAUGAACUUAAAGCUUAAACGUAAGUGUCUGUGAUAAUGAAAAAGUUUAAAUAUGACCUUUUUAGCAAAAUGUAUACUUUUAAAACGUUGGUGCUAAUUCUUGCCUACAUAGAGUAUGUGUCGAGUUUUGACUCAAGAAAUGUAGUUUUCACGAUUGUGAGUCAGCAGGAGCCUUAUCAUGCGAGUGUGGCCAAACGACUCAAAGAGAAUAUUGAGACACAAGUGUGGGAGUUGGAAGAGCGACAGCCAAAGGUUCAUGUAACACACGAAGACUUUCCCAUACCGGGCGCUUGGACUAUUAUACCACUUUUGAGACCUUUGGUAACUAAAUACAAUGGAAGCGACGUGAGAUGGGUGGUGUUUGUGGAGAGCCAUACUGCUGUCAGGUGCAAGAGACUGAUCGAUGCCCUUGCAGCUGCCGAUAGGCAUAAGGAUACAAUGUGGAUCGGUUAUCCGUUGCGCGAUGACGAACCGACCAUAAUCCACCAUUUCACGUUUUACGAGGAGCUGGAAGAAGAAGGGGGUUUCGUUUAUCCGAAUUUCGCAAGCGGUUUCGCCAUGCGAAUACAACUCAUGGAGCAACUCCUGGAUCAAAUAGAACGAGGUGAUCGUAAAUUGGAAGCGGACUUCUCCAUAGAUCCGGCCUUCGAACUAGCUCAGCUGAUUUACGGAGACAAAACUAACCCUGGGCCUCUGCUGACGGCCGACCCGAGCUUUUGUGUAGUCUCCGCGGAUAACUGCGCUACUUAUCCGCGCCAGUUCGACAUAUGUGGCAGUCCCAUACCCGAGUCGUCGAUAUACUUUGCCGUGAAGACCUGGAGCGGGUUCCACUCGACCAGGGCGAAGGUCGUCAAGAAGACUUGGGGAAAGCACGUUACGAACAUCAUGUUCUACAGCGACAAAGACGAUCCGUCUCUGCCGGCCGAGGCUGUGGGCGUACCGAACACGAAGACGGGUCACUGCCUCAAGACGGUCACCAUAUUGCAGAGGGUGGUCGAGAGGGUCCGCGACUUGCCGCACGUUAAGUGGAUAUUUUUGGCCGACGACGACACCAUCUUGGGCGUGCAGAGGCUGUGCGAAGUGCUGAGCUGCUACAGGGGCGGCGAUGACGUCACCAUUCUAGGUGAACGGUACGGGUACGGCUACGGGAAGCGAGAGACUGCCUCUAAAGGGUACGACUACGUGACGGGCGGCGGCGGCGCGGCGCUGAGCGUGGCGGGCGCGGCGGCGCUGGGCGCGUGCGCGUGCGCGGACCCCGCGGCGCCGGACGACAUGACGCUGGGCGCGUGCGCGCGCAUACUGCGCCUGCCCCUCACGCACUCGCCGCUGUUCCACCAGGCGCGGCCGCGGGAGUACGCGCGCGAAGCGGUGGCGCGCGACCGCCCGGCGACGUUCCACCGGCACGAGCCGCGCGACCCGCUGCGGGUCUACGUCACCUGGUUCCAGCACCACGACCUGCCCGCCAACAGGAACUGGAAGGACGAACUAUGAAAUCGAUCUACUGCUCACAACUAACGAGUCUUAGGUCUUUAGUUAAGUUCGUUAAUUCACGCCCAAUUUUGAGAUAUGGUUUCCAAGUAAACCAACAUUGGUUUGACCGAAACCUUACCUUGAGCGAUCAUUUUAAAGCUGCCGUCAGGAAACUUUUUUGAUUAUUACUCCAAAAUAUUUUUGUGUAAGUUGAUAUUACCCCAUGGCGAAGAAAAAAAAAAAACGAAAUCGCUUCUUUUUAGCAUCUUUCAUAUUAUUAUAGCACCCAUGAUAAUUUUGAAAAAAAUAUUAUUUUUUCGUUUCGUUUCAUUUCGUUUCAUCGAGUUUGAAACCACAACGAUUCUAAAGAAGUUUCACUUCAAUAUAUACUUUUUACUCACAAAAGUUUCAUUUUUACCCCCCAAAAUUUCAUUUUACCCCAUUUAAGGUAAUUUACCCCGGUUCCCAGACCGUUGUUUUAAAGCUUUACAAAAUAUGACUAAAAACAUUAUUGCGAAGAUUUAUACACACAUUACUUUUUAGUUAUAUCGAUUGGGUGCUUAAUAAGUCUCUGGUUAAGUUGGUUAAUUCAGACUAGAAUUUAAUAUUAUGAUUUCCAAAUAAACUAAAAUAUUAUUAUAAUGAUCUGUCUGGUCGAAACCUUAGCUUGAGCGAUCAUUAAUAAAAUAUGAUUAAGAACAUUAUCGCGAAAAUUAUAAACACAUUUCUUUUUACUUAUACCAAGCAUAAUAAGACCGCUCCAAAACAUGAAAACAGUAUUUAAAAGAACUUAUAGUAAAUUCAAUAAAAAAAUAUCAAUUAAAGCCGUUCAUUCUGAAUGAAAUAUAUAAAUUAGUUUAUUUCAACGGGAACGCAUUAAUACCCUCUCAAAUUAGACAAAAAGAAUUUCAUAUUUCAAUUUCAAUUUCAAAUUUUAUUAUAAUUUCAUAUAAACAGUACAGAACCUCCUCCGUAUAUUCCGACCGUCUCAACGCCGUCAGAUUUUUUCAUAUAAAAAUAAUUCAAAAGGCAACAACGUGACAGAACAUAAUUAUUAUGUAGAUGUAAUUCUCGAUUGUCUACAACUUUAAGCAUUUUAAAUAUUAACAGGAUCAAUUUUUUAUUAUACAACAUAGUUUUAUGUUAAGAUUAAAAACAUUUUCAAGUAUUUGUCACAAACUAAUGUUCAAAUAUAUGAACUCAAAUUUACCUUUAGUUUUUUUUUUAUUGUAAUGAACAUUUUGUCUGGACUCUUUUUUUUUUUUAGAAAGAAGAUAGAGGUGGAAAUACUACUUUUAAGCUUAAGUUGCUUAAGCGCUAAUGCAUCGAUAUACAAUUAAUGUUUACAAAUAAAGAAAUAUUUUUACAGAA
This is a messenger RNA of Bombyx mori (domestic silkworm), 3427 nucleotides long. RefSeq names its product beta-1,3-glucosyltransferase. Gene Ontology annotation, molecular function: acetylglucosaminyltransferase activity. The coding region runs from base 623 to 2077 and encodes 484 amino acids. The transcript has 11 exons. NCBI's taxonomy places the organism in Eukaryota, Metazoa, Arthropoda, Insecta, Lepidoptera, Bombycidae. Gene Ontology annotation, cellular component: membrane. The record is from RefSeq and is a predicted model, not a curated record.